AUCGGGCUGACUGAAUGUUUUGGAGUCCGCGUUAGUCGGGUCAGAAGGACAAAGGGGUAAUCGCGUGCUUACACGUCCAAGUCUUGGAGGCAGUUGUUGUGCGAUUCAGUCUUUGCACGGUUUGUUUGUUUACACUUUGUUGUUCCCUACGGGCUCAAGCAGAUCACAGGUCUCGAGAUCGGAACCCUCCAACCGGCAGGGACUUGCAGGCGAAAAUCAAGUAAUUAAGCAGGAGGAGACAGAUGUUUAAAGUUCCUUAGGGUUUGAAGCUUCUCAGGAUGUUUUACUCGCAGUUUAUUCUUGCCAAGAAGGGGCCUUUGGGGACGAUAUGGAUCGCUGCGCAUUUGGAGCGGAAACUCAGGAAGAACCAGGUCGCCGAUACAGACAUCGGCGUCUCUGUCGAUUCCAUUCUCUUUCCCGAAGCACCAAUUGCACUUCGAUUAUCCAGCCAUUUGUUGCUUGGGGUGGUGAGGAUAUAUUCUCGAAAGGUGAACUACCUCUUUAACGAUUGCAGUGAAACGCUGGUAAAGAUUAAGCAAGCAUUUCAUUCCACUGCAGUAGAUCUGCCACCGGAGGCAUCAACAGCACCUUAUCAUUCUAUUACUCUUCCAGAAACUUUUGAUCUUGAUGAUUUGGAGUUACCAGAGAGCUCUUUUUCCCAUGGGAACUUUGUUGAUCAUCACGUUACUACUCGAGAGCAAAUCACUCUCCAAGAUCCAGUGGAAGACACUGUUUACUUGGGAUCUCAGUUUGGACUGGAUGAGAGGUUUGGUGAUGGGGAUGCUCUUCAAAUAGGUCUGGACUUUGAUGAGGAUUUAUUUGCAGAGCAGAUGUCUUCUCCUGGGCCAAGUUCUGCUGCCACACAUUUAGUAGAAGAUGUUCUUCCUUCUGUGGUUGAGGCAGAAGGCAGAUCCUCAAUAAAGAUGGAAAUCAAGGGACAGCAGUCCCAAAUGCCAGCUGUAGAUUCCAGUCAUCUGGAUGAAGACAGGACAAGAGAUCUUUCUACCAUGCAAACAUUGGUUGAUAAUUCUGGAAAUCAAAAUGAGAUAGACUUUCCUAAUGUGCUUCCAUCGUCUGUUGUAGAUGUUGAAUGUUCAUCAUCCAAGGAAGUGCAUACCCCUGAUUUAAAUAAGGAGAUUUUACCAUUUUCAGCAUUGCAAGGGCCAUCUACCCCUCGGCUAAUUGAUGAAACAUUAACUGACCAAGCUGAAGAGAUUUUAAAUUCAAGCACUCUGCAGAAAUUUCACAAACAUAAUUCAGCAGAAGGCAUCGUUCCAGUAGUGACCUCUCAAAUGGUUGUUUCUGGGUCUUAUUCAGUGUCCGGGUUGCCAACAAGGCUUGAACAGGUUGAAAAGACAAUGCUGUCUCAAGAUAAUAGGUCUGUGCCAACUACUUUUCAGUUUGAAGGAAGAAAGGAAGCUGACAGUAGAAAUAUGAGCAUGGGACAGGUUCAACCAGUUAAAGACUACUUAAAGGAGCAGUGGUUGUCGCCACAAAAUGAAUCCAUUCUUAGUGAAGCUCCUCAACCUUCCAUGACUUUCCACACUUAUGAAGAUGUAAAUUUGUUUCCUAGCUCAAACUCUGUGCAAGAAGUGAUGAUGAAAACAAGUAAAGAAGUGCCUGCAGUGGCUUCCGCCUCAGAGUCUAUGGCACCACUUAAUUGCAGUUUACCAAUGCCUACAGUUCCACCAUCAAGUGUACAUUAUGAAUUAGAUGUAUCCAAGCAGCAGCUACAUGUUAAAGAAAUCAAGGCUCCAACAAGUUCUAUGCAUUCCACAAAUACAGUUUUUAGGGAACAUGAUGUGUCUAACUCUACAUCAGUAUUUCAACAACUCAAAGAAGUUGGAGAUGGUAAUAAGCAAUUGCAUUUGGCAUCUGGGUCGCAGGGAUUGGUACAGAUUUCACCAAUGCAUGAGUCUCAGAUGCUAAACACAUCUGUUCAAGAAAGUUCCCCAACAAUGCAGACAUUUUCAACAUGCCUAUCUGGUCAACAGUUUAAUUCUUCCUCAGGUCUUCCUGCCAUUGGUAUAUCAGGAACUCAACAAUUGGCAAAUCAUGAACCUCCUACUCCAGCAAAUGUAAUUUUACACAUGCAAGAGGUAUCUCCAACAGAAUUUCAACAACUAAAUAAAUUUGGUCAAAGUAAGCAGCAAUACUAUUUGGCAUCAGGGUCACAAGGAUUGGUCCAGAUUUCCCCAGUGCAUGAGAAGCAGAUGCCAAAUGCUUCUGUUCAGCAAAGUGGCAUAGCAAUGCAGACAUUUUCACCAUCCAUAUCUGGUCAACAGUUUAAUCCUGCUUCAAGUCUUCAGUCAACUGUUGCCAUAUCAGGCACUCAGCAAUUGGCAAAUUAUGAACCUCGUGCCUCAGCAAAUGUACUUCCAUAUAUGCAAGAAGUUUCUCCAGUAGAACUUCAACAACUAAAUAAUGCUGUGGCAAGUAAGCAUCAAUUACAGUCGUCAGCUAGGUCUCAAGAAUAUGCUCAGGUGACAAAUGCACAUAGUUCUGGGAUGGACACACGUGUUCAUCUACAUUCUAUGGCUAUGCAGACAUCCCCAAUAAGCUUAUCUGGUCAACAAUUUAAUCUUAAUUCAGGUAAGCACUCUGCUGUUGGUAUAUCGGACUCUCAAGACUUGCCUGUUCAUACACUGCCAACUCAGGCAACAACAUUUCAAAAUACACAAGAUGUGGGUACAGUGAAGAACUCCCAACAUCUUGAUCAAGUGGCAGGCAGUAAGCAGCAGUCAUGUUUAGAAGCUGCAAUUCAAGAUUGUGCUCAACCAAAACAGGGAGAGAAUUUCAUGAUAAAAUCAACUGCUCAAGAAUCUAGCCAACCCUUGCGAGUGUCUACUCCAUCUGGUGAGUAUCUAAACAAGUCUUUUGGCUAUCAGUCUGCUGUUAGUAUGUCAGGCACUCGGGAUAUUCCUACACUGGGGAACACUUCAGGGCCUGCUUAUGUUUCAUCUCAGGAAUUUUGGUCACCUCAGAGGUUUCAUGUUCCAGAAACCUCUAUUGAGGUCUCAAACAUUGUAAGUACAUCAAUGCCUUCCCUUCAUGGAGUACAGCAUGCUGCUUCUAGAACUGGAGAAUCGGUUUCAAUUUUUCCAUCUAGUGACAUGCCAAGAACUGCUACAAAUGUUCCUGAAAGCACUUAUCCACGAAGCUCAGGUUUUUCAAUUUCAACUGCAGUGCAAGGGGUUUCUAAAGGCACACCGGAUGCAAGUAUUUUACAGGGCAUUAGUUUUCCGUUGCAAGCAUCAACAUUAGGAACUCGUGCUAAUGUACCUUCUAGAAACAUCUUGCAGCCCUGUAGCUUUCCUAAUCAUGCAGGGACACAUGGAGUUUACACAAAUUUACCCUCUGAAAACAUGCUUUUGCAGGAUAAUUACUUUUCGAAAGUCACAGAAUCAGGAGGAUUCCCCUCAAAUGUAAAUGCUAGUCAGAAGUCAGCUCCUGCAGCCUUUCAACAUCAUGUAUUCUCAAAUGCAUCCGAUGAGCUUUCAAAUGCAUUGUCUAUCUCUCAUGCACAGCAUGUGACUGCUUCCAAAGGUGAUCAUGAGACCAUGCAACCUCAUCGUGAGACUCUGAGGAGAUCAGAAUCGGAGAUCCCUGCCCAUGAAACGCUUCGCUCAUCGUAUAAUGUUGGAAGGAAUGGGGUUGAUAUUUUUGGGUUGAAUCAACCAGUGACAGAGAAGGAAGCACCGAGGGAGGUUGAAAAGUUUACAAUAACUUCAAAUCAAAGUGUUGGAAGGAAACGUCAUAUUAUUGACAGUGCACCUGUUCUAGGAGAAGCCACUCCUAAAUCAAGAAGCAGAUUAUCUCUGUCGAACAGAAGCAUGGAUUAUAUUCCACAUGAUGAUGAUGUUUUGGCUUCCAUUUUAGGAAGAACACCAUCAUUUAAAAUUAAACCCACUCCAGCCGAAACAGUGUCUGCAAAGCGUCGUAAACCUACACCUAGAAGAACAGGACUUAAGAGGAAGGCAUUGAUUGACAUUGCCAUGGUCAUACAUGGCGAUGUGAUAAGGCAGCAGUUAGCAAAUACUGAAGAUAUUCGUCGAGUGCGCAAGAAAGCUCCUUGUACUCCACAAGAAAUUCGGAUGAUACAAAAAGAAUCACAAGCACAUGAUACAUUUUUUGAACCGUCGAUACCUGGGCUAUGCGUGGAAUUGCGUGAUAUGUACAGUCAGGUUUUUGGUUUAGCUGAGACGAAGCUUCCCCAAGUUGGCAAAGUUGAUAAUAUUACGGAAAGACAAAAAGAAAAAGAGCCCACAGGCAGCUUGGAACCAUCAAACAAUUCUAGAAUGGUACAAUUGGAACAAGUGGAGAGGACGCUUGGGUUAGCAUCUGAGAUAGAAUCUCGUGUACAGAAAGGGAGUAACAUCCAUGUGAAUGCAAUGCAUAUGGAUUAUGUCUAUGGAAGCAGAGUGUAUAAGGGUGAUGGUCAUGGAAAACAACAUGAUAGGCCCCUUGACAUGGUGUCUGAAAUGACAUCAAGCAAUUUCCGUGUGAACAAUGUCCAUGAUAAACAAGACCAAGUGAAGCGUGAUGAAUUGGGAACUGCAGCAGAGUCUGCCAGAGCUAAUAUCUACAAACAACAAGAGCAUGAGAGGCUCCAGAAGUCUGUAUCUGAGUUAGAAUCAAUCAGAGUUCAUGCAUAUGAUGUCCGCCAAAGCCGAGAACAAGAGCCUCAGAAUAAGGUAGUUGAGGCAGAAUCAAGCCAAAUUCAUAGAGGUGAUGGUUGGCUACAAAAAGAGCAAGAGAGGCCCUGGAUGGUAGUCUCUGAUAUAGAAUCAGACAGAGGAUUAUCUGGCAUAGAAUCAAGCAGGGUUAUUACAGCUGCUGUUCAUGAAAAAGAUCAAGGGGAGCUUCAGGGUGUGGUGUCUGAGCUAGAAUCUAGUAGAGCUCAUAUGCUUGAUCAUACCUGGAAACAAGGACAGGAACAAGAGAGGCCUGGGAAGAGUCUAUUAGAAACAGAGUCUAGCAGAGUGUAUGCAUAUGGGGUCCAGGGGAAGAAUGUCUCUAUAGGAGCUUUGCCCGAAAAUUCUGAUAAUGUUAUAAUUGGUUCUGAAGUUUCAAAUGUAGAGAAAACCCUUGAAUCUUCUGUGGUUCCAGAAAGCCAUGAUUUAUCUAAUCAAGUUUUUGUGCCUCGAGAUAACACCUUUGGAGUUUGUCAGGUGCCAGGUCUGCAGGGGAUGCAAGCCUCUCUAAGUGUUCUGCCAGAAAAUCCUAAUAAUGUUAUAGUUGGUUCUGAAUUCUCAAAUGUGAGGAAAACUCCUGAAUCUUCUGGGGUGCUGCAAGGUCAUGCUUUUGCUCAUGAAAUAUUUGUGAUGCGGGAUGAUACUUUUGGAGUUCAUCAGGUGUCAGGUCCUCAGGGGAAUGAAGUGUUGCCAGAAAAUCCUACUCGCAUUGUAAUUGGUUCAGAAGUCUCAAGUGCAAAUAAAACUGUUGAAUCUUCUGCAGUGCCGCAAGGCCCAGAAAAUCCUAAUCGCAUUGUAAUUGGUUCAGAAGUCUCAAGUGCAAAUAAAACUGUUGAAUCUUCUGCAGUGCCGCAAGGCCCAGAAAAUCUUAAUAAUGUUAUAACUAGUUCUGAAGUCUCAAAUGUGGGAAAAACUCUUGAAUCUUCUGGGGUGCCGCAAGGUCAUGCUUUUGCUCAUGAAAUAUUUGUGACACAAGAUAAUACUUUUGGAGUUCAUCAGGUGCCAGGUUCUCAGGGGAAGCAAGUCUCUAUAGAAGCUUUGCCAGAAAAUCCUAAUCACAUUAUAAUUGGGUCUGAAGUCCCAAAUGUAAAGAAAACCCUUGAAUCUUCUGCAGUGCCCCAAGGCCAUGCUUUUGUUAAUAAAGUAUUUAUGUCACAGGAUAAUGCUUCUGGAGUUUGUCAGGUGCCGGGCCCACACGAGAAGCAAGCCUCUUUGGGAGCUUUCCCAGAAAAUCCUACUAAUGCUAUAACCAGCUCUCAAGUAUCGAAUGCGGUGCCUCAACUUAGUGCUUUUUCUAAUGAAGUAUUUGCUCCACAGAAUAACAAUUUUGGAUUUCCUCCAGUGCCAGGCCCACAGGAUUCUUCUGCUUUUGAGGGUGGGUUUCAUAAUAGUAGAGACUUUUAUGUGGCAAGUCAUCAAUUUCCUUUGAAAUCAAGCUGCUUUUCUGAAAACAAUGAGAUGUCAUUGGAGGUUGAAAGAGGGACAGAUGUCCCUACUGAAAAGCAUGGAGGAGCCGUACGGGACAUACAAACAUCACAAUGCUUUCCCGAAAAUCGCAUGUUGAAUGAAAGGGAAAAUAUUCUUUCUGAAGCUCCUGAGCUAGCUAUGAUGAAGAAACAUGGAUCAGAGUACCUAGUAGGAAAUCAGGUGGUACAUGCCAAAGACAGGGCUGAUGUGGAACCUGCAAGCAAUAUUAAUAGAAUUGAAGAAGAAAGUGAACAAAGGAACAAGGAACCAAACUUUGCCCAAGAUAGAAAUGAACAAAGUCAAGAAAUUGCAGUUGUUGGAAAUUUACCAGUUAUUGGAAUGAUAGAAGAAACAGUCAGCUUUGGAUCCCAAAGGCAGACAGUGUGGCAUAGUGCUUUUGUACCAGUGCAAGGAACAGAUUCUGUUCCAAACAAUAGUGUUCAUAAUGGAGAUCUUGGAUAUUUGAAUGUGUCUGGAAAAGCCUCUCCUUAUAAUUUUGAGGCAGAGAACGCAAGGCAAGAUGAGCAAGUUUUAUUGUAUGAAAAGUCAGCAGAGAUGUCUUUCAAUCAAGCAGAAGUUCUCGGAGAUGCGACUUUGGGGGAUAGAGAAGAGCAAGAUGGACUUAAUCGAGUAGAUCAUACUGCUCCGGAGGAUGAUGAGGAUUUCGACUUCCUUGGAGAUGCAGAUGAUACAGAAUUAUUGCAAGGUGAUAUUAAUGCACAAGAUGAGUUUGAUGGUAAGAGCAAAGCUCCUGAAACAGAAGAGAAUCAGAUUCAGGAAAACAGUGGAUGGUCUGCAAGAACAAGGGCUGUUAGUCGAUACCUGAAACUUGCAUUUGAGAGCAUGGAUUAUGAUAUAAAGAAAUCAGAAGCAGAGAAUCGACAAAACCUUAGUCUUGAUCACCUUUUGGUGGGGAAGAAACGCAAGGAAGCAGCCCGCAUGUUUUUUGAGACUUUGGUUUUGAAGACGAGGGACUAUAUCAAUGUGGACCAGAAGGAUUCUUAUGAGGACAUAAGAAUACACCCGAGGGCAAAGCUCAUGAACACAAACUUUUGAAAGCUGUUCACCCCUGCUUAGCUCUUUUACAUUUUAUUCUCAUCACAGCAUGCACCUGAUGACUAAUGAAUACAUGCCAUCAAAAAUGGUUUGUUGUAGCAUAUUUUGCAACUGUAGUAACCUUGAUAUUAACAAGGUUUGCAGUUUGCAAUUUGUACUAUGGGAUAAUAUCCUCUGUAAAAAUUUGUACUCUCCAAAAAAUGUAGGAAAUGGAUUCUUCCGAUAUUUAAUUCAAUGAUGCAAUUGAUCAAAUAUUUAUUUAUUAAAACGAGUUGUAUGUAGCAUAAAAAAUAAAUUUGUAUUUUAUUUCAGGAAUUAAUGUAUCAGUUGUAUGUGUUUAUCAGAUUCUUCAA
This is a messenger RNA of Cryptomeria japonica (Japanese cedar), 7570 nucleotides long. RefSeq lists its product as uncharacterized. The transcript has 13 exons. The coding region runs from base 279 to 7217 and encodes 2312 amino acids. Gene Ontology annotation, biological process: replication-born double-strand break repair via sister chromatid exchange; mitotic sister chromatid cohesion; synaptonemal complex assembly. Gene Ontology annotation, molecular function: chromatin binding; protein binding. The record is from RefSeq and is a predicted model, not a curated record. Gene Ontology annotation, cellular component: synaptonemal complex; cohesin complex. NCBI's taxonomy places the organism in Eukaryota, Viridiplantae, Streptophyta, Pinopsida, Cupressales, Cupressaceae.